AUGCAAUUGGUUUUCAUUUAUCCAGGUACCGGCGAGUCCGGAAAGAGCACGUUCAUCAAACAAAUGCGAAUUAUUCAUGGCUCUGGAUACUCGGACGAGGAACGGCGCAGUCUGAUAAAGCUGGUCUAUCAGAACAUCUACCUGGCCAUGUACACACUGACGCGGGCCAUGGAAACUCUGAAGAUCGACUAUGAGAAUCCAAACAACAAGGUCUGUCUAUGCUUUUAA
This is a messenger RNA of Dibothriocephalus latus, 228 nucleotides long. The record is from the annotation of a GenBank genome assembly. NCBI's taxonomy places the organism in Eukaryota, Metazoa, Platyhelminthes, Cestoda, Diphyllobothriidea, Diphyllobothriidae.